Messenger RNA from Fusarium fujikuroi IMI 58289, 1188 nucleotides. RefSeq lists its product as uncharacterized. The record is from RefSeq and is a predicted model, not a curated record. The transcript has 2 exons. The coding region runs from base 1 to 1188 and encodes 395 amino acids. Lineage: Eukaryota; Fungi; Ascomycota; Sordariomycetes; Hypocreales; Nectriaceae.
AUGUCUGCCUCUGGUCCAGCUCCGGAUCCAGCUUCGGGUCCUUCUGUUCCACCCGCGCCUGAUGUGACUGCGAUGAAUCCUGAGCGGGUUCAGAUGCUCGCUGAGGCUCCUCGAGAGAAGUCUCCCAAGCCGCCCCUUCAUAUCAAGAGAGAGGGGUCUUUGGCUCCUUUCAAGGUCACAGGCGCUAAUGGAGAUGCCUUGGGUGACUGGUCUAACCGUUCCUCCCGGGGCUCUCAGAAAUCUGAUGGAGGUUCCUUCAAACGGUCCAUCAGCGAGCUCAUGAUGGAAGCCAAGGAGAAGCGUGUGAAGCAGGACAAGAAGCCAAGAAUCACUCCCGCAGCAAAGUACUACACCGAUGUUCAUCCCCUUGGUCUUGCUCCUAUGCCAGACGACUCCACUCAGUACCUGACUUCACUCUUGCGAAACCGAAACUUGACCCUCUGCUUGCAGGCCGCUCCUACCAAGAAGAAUGAUGCACCUGGCAAACCUAAGACAUAUACCUUUCUCAUCUCCGAUGCUGGAAUGGUCCAGCAUGAGAGACUGUCCAUGCUGGGCCAUACUCGAGCUCUCCCUCUGUCCCUUCAUGAUCAGGACAUCUCUUCUUCAGACGGUGCCAUUAACCGCACCGUGAUUGGCGAGUUGCUUGAGGAUGUUUGGCCUAGACUGACAAAGAGUGACAAGUAUAUGUACGCCAGGCAACUCCGCAACCUCCUCCACAAGAUGCGGGUAGAGAGCAUGCAGAAGCCAAAUUUUCCCCUAGGAUCUAUCGAGUCAGGAACUUACACCUUGCUUCAGGACAAGCAUCCUGACCAUACCUACUACGCAAUUCGUCCAAGCCCCAACCAGAAGCAGUUCAUGGCACUUCUCAUGUCAACUUUGUAUGAGUCGGUGCCCAAGGCUGUGUCCAAGGCCUUGAUCUCUCAAUUUCGGGUUGACUAUCCUUCAGUGCUCACCCAUGGGGCCUUGUGCCCCAAGAACAUUGUUGUCUCCAACAACCUUAUCAGCUGGAUCCUUGGUUGGGACUGUGCAGGACAGUAUCCAGUUUGGUGGGAGUACGCGCGGUUCUUCGAGGCGAGAACUUCCGAGGCGAACAGUGACUGGUACAGUUACGCAGCUGAGAUCUUUGACGAGGAGUUCCCGGCUGAGUUGGCGGCCUACCAAGGAAUUGCGAGAUGUCAGCAGCCCUGA